This is a messenger RNA of Rotaria sordida, 688 nucleotides long. NCBI's taxonomy places the organism in Eukaryota, Metazoa, Rotifera, Eurotatoria, Philodinida, Philodinidae. The record is from the annotation of a GenBank genome assembly.
UCGAACUUUACCAACCGUACCACGCAUAACUAGAGUUCCUCAAGAAAGUCCACCAAAAUUAUUUACAACUCCAAUAUCAACUAUUCCUACCAUUCGUCAACAUCUAAACAAAACAACAAAACCAAUGAUCGAUCAAAAUUUAGCCCAGUCGCUAAAAAAUAAUAUGAAUAUUGUUGAUGACAAAAAAAAUGAUGGUCGUCAUCAUUAUCAAUCACAAUCAGAAUAUCGCUUUGUCUAUCUUGAAUCAAGUUUCAGUGGAGUCAGUGUUCUCAGUGUUCAAUAUACUGACACUGAUACAUCCCUAGCUAGUACAACAAUAACUACAACAACUGCAAGUACAACUGAUGCGACAAUGUUUAUUCCAAGUAAUUAUUGGACAUCUUGUAGUGCUAGUUGUACAAAUGUAACAACAACAACACCAUCAACACUUUUGGCAUCAUGGAAAUUUGAAAAUAAUCUAUUAGAUUCUGCAAAUAGUUAUAAUGGUUCUAUGAGUAGUGUUCCAUCAUAUAUAUCUGGUUAUGUUGAUCAAGCAUUGAUAGUUAAUAGUGUUCAAUAUGUAACUGUUAGUUCAUAUUUAAGUUUUUUUAGUCGUUCAUUUACAAUUGAAGCAUGGAUUUAUGUAACUAGUUUAAUUUCAUCAGUUGAUUAUGGAAUAUUUGGUCAAUACCAAGCAGCUACUACUUGA